Messenger RNA from Aspergillus heteromorphus CBS 117.55, 3965 nucleotides. RefSeq names its product histone methyltransferase SET1 (gene set1). Gene Ontology annotation, cellular component: Set1C/COMPASS complex. The record is from RefSeq and is a predicted model, not a curated record. Gene Ontology annotation, molecular function: nucleic acid binding; histone H3K4 methyltransferase activity; protein binding. Bases 177 to 3902 code for a protein of 1241 amino acids. NCBI's taxonomy places the organism in Eukaryota, Fungi, Ascomycota, Eurotiomycetes, Eurotiales, Aspergillaceae. The transcript has a single exon.
UAGCUUCCCGCCCGAGCAUUCUCAUUCUUACCCGCCCUGUCCGCUCCCCUCGUUACCGCCCUGGGUUCAGGAUAAUUACCUGGCAAUAUAUUUUCGCACCAAGUGAUAGACGACUGUCAAGGAUGCUGGCCAGUGGUUGCAACUGUUGUGGUUUUGGCUUCUAGCCGCCUCUCAAUAUGUCGCGCUCAUCGGCAGGCUUUGCAGACUUCUUUCCAACAGCACCGUCAGUUCUCCAGCAGAGGCGCAAAACGAACCGGGAACUGCCUCGUGCUACAGCCCAUAGUGAACGAGAGCAUGGUGAUGAAGGCACUAUACCUUCAUCGGAGUCCACGGCAAUCCAUGAUUCGACGAUUGUCGGUCCAUGCGCGAAAUUGACGCCAAGGCUUUGUGAAGAGGAACAGAAGGCAUCGUCUGAUGUCAAAGGUGAUGGAUCCAUGAUCUCUACCAGCAUGAGUGCUACUGCUCUCCGCUCAUCUGCCUGUCAUCCAAACGCGGCAUAUGGCAGUGAAACACGGCUUGAUACGCUUACACCACUCACUAAUGCAGAGUCCUCCCCCCCUCAAAGGCCUAGUCCAUUCCGCACCAAGAUGACAGACGGGAUGGAAGACAGCUCGAUCAUCUCCAAGAGCGAAGAGUUAAAGCCUGUUACACCUGCUUUACAAACCCCACAGACCCCGCGAUCACAGAGUCGUAUGGCUAAAAGUAUCAAGGGCUGGAGAUUGGUUUACGACCCUGAUACCGAGAAAAGAACCUCCAAAGAAAAGCGAAGAAAAGCGCGCUACGUGGAAAUUGUGACAAGUGGAGAAGAUGAUCGACCGUCUGACCCCCGUACAAAGAUCUCGAACUAUUCCCGUGGCGCCGGUUGCAAGCAGAAGACAAAAUAUCGGCCAGCUCCCUACUCAUUGAAACACUGGGCGUACGAUGCUUCUACGACAAUUGGGCCUGGACCUCCAGUACAGAUCGUGCUUACUGGCUUCGAUCCCUUGACACCAAUUGCUCCAAUUAACGCAUUGUUCUCGAGCUUUGGGGACAUCGCCGAAAUAAAUAACCGCACAGAUCCCAUAACGGGCAGGUUUCUCGGAGUAUGCUCUGUUAAGUACAAGGAUAGUGCAUCAUUCAGAGGAGGGGGGCCUGUUCUAGCGCCGAACGCGGCCAGGAGAGCCUACUAUGAAUGCAAGAAAGAGCAGCGCAUUGGAACGCGCAGGGUCAGGGUUGAAUUAGACCGUGAUGGUGCCGUCUCAGAAAAAAUAGUCACAAGGGCAAUUGACUCGCAGAGAAUGGGAUACAAGCACAACCUCCUAACUACAGAAGAACCCAAAGCGGAUCACCAGGCAAAGAACAAUGAACCCCCUCCAACAGCGCCCAGAGGUCCUUCAGGGCGAUCCUCGUUGCGUCCGUCUAUCACGAUACCUGAAGGGCCUAGGGCAAGUUUCCUGAAACCCGUGGUGCCGUCGUUGGUUGAAGAGAUUCCCAUAUUGUGCCAGAUCAAGCGUGACCCGUAUAUCUUCAUCGCCCACUGCUAUGUACCAGUUCUGAGUACCACCGUUCCACACCUAAAAAAGAGGCUGAAACUAUUUGAUUGGAAAGAUAUCCGUUGCGAUAAAACGGGGUAUUUCAUCGUUUUUGAAAAUUCGAGGCGCGGUGAAGAGGAAACUGAACGUUGCUACAAGAUGUGUCACAUGAAACCUCUAUUCACAUAUAUCAUGAAUAUGGAGAGCCAGCCCUAUGGGAAUCCCAAUUAUGAGCGCUCUCCGAGCCCUCAGCGACUACAGGCUGAACAGCGAGAGCGAACUGAAAGGGAACGGUUGAAAAAAGAAGCAGAAUUGGAUGUUGAGGAGGAGAAAAGGCAGCGUGCACUUGAUCUUGACCCCUGCAAGGAGGUGGUAGCAAUAAUCAUCCGCGACUUGAGAGAUAAGCUCUUGGAGGAUGUGAAGUCUCGCAUUGCUGCACCGGCCUUGUACGACUAUCUCGAUCCCGAUCGCCAUGCGGCGAAAAGGAAAAUACUAGGUAUCCCGGAUCCCGAGGGAGCGAAACGACCUAUGUUCCGGAUUGAUGUCGAUAGCACAGCUGGCACACCGGAUUCUCGCUCCGACCUGUCAAACAACCGGCAUCCUUUGGUUUCUUCUAGCCUGAAUAUACUUGCACUCCCACGAAUCAGGAAGUCUCGUCGACUUGAUCGCACAGAUGCUGUUUUCUUGGACGAGAGGCGAAAGCAGCCCCUGCGACGAAAAGAGGUUAGGCCUCUUUACCACCGACUCCAACAACUACAUGAUGUGGAUGAUUCGGACGAAGAGCAGAGGACACCUUUUGCUCGAGACACUGAGGAAUUAGACAGUCGUGCACCAAGUCGAAUGAGCUCAGAGACCUCGGACUCUGAAGAUGGCACUGAUGAAUUUGUCUCUGAUAUGCUGGACGUGUCUGUCAGGGACGGUCAAUCAGGGGACACCCGAUCUCAUGAUCUAGUUCCACUGGGCGACCACAUUAUUUCUCGCACUUCGCCCAGCGAAGACCUGCAGCAAGUUAACAGGGAACUGACCCCUGAGUUACGCAAGAGGAAACGAGAUGAUGAGAAAGUCAAAGCACGGAAGAGACAGAAAGAAGAUGAUGCGCUGUUUGGCGUGGAAGAUGUAGAAGUAUCGCAAGGAAAUCAGGUCGGAAUACACUCGCCGUCUCGUCUUCAAGACAUUCGUGGUCAUAUUGCACCGGUGGAUGACCUUUCCUUGACCGACAAAGAUAUUUUAGUCUCGCAAUACGGCAAUUUGUCAGACAACCAAGAACAUGAAGCAGCUCUUAUACGCUCGCGGAGUCCUAAAGUGGAAAUUGAAGACAUCGGGAAUGACCGGUUCGGUCUGCUAUCCUCAGAUAAAGGUAUCGACAGUAACAAGCAGCGAGAAGAUGCGAGAACAGAAAUCGAGUGGCGAGUAUCAAAUGACGAGCCUCGUUCCACGGUGGAGGAUGAUGAGGCAAUUGUGCUAGAUCUUGAUGGCUGGCAAAAUCUAAUCAAGGACGAAGAGGAUCUGCGCUUCCUUCGCGACGUGCUGGAGGGAGUGGCGAGAUCUAACGUUGGGAACCUCCCAGCUUGGGCGUGGAGACAAAAAGAAAUCAAAGCACUUAAUCGCCCUGGAGAGACUGGACCAGUACGAGAAGAGACUACCAUUGACGGUUACUAUGUCUUGAAUACAACGGGCGCCGCUAGGACUGAAGGAAGGAAAAGGAUUCUCGAGUCAGAGAAAUCAAAAUACUUGCCGCACCGGAUCAAGGUCCAGAGGGCUCGUGAAGAGCGAGAGGCUAAAGCAAAAAGUGACCCGCACACUGUUGCUGCUGAGGCUGCGAGGAUUGCUGCUGCGAAAACAAUAUCCAAGUCCUCUUCCAGGUCGACAAGGGUCAACAAUCGGCGUCUCAUUGCCGAUAUCAACGCUCAAAAACAAGCUCUACCUACUCCGAGUGGCGAUGGAGAUGUUCUCCGGUUCAACCAGUUGAAGAAGCGAAAGAAGCCAGUUCGCUUUGCUCGCUCGGCUAUCCAUAAUUGGGGUCUUUAUGCAGAGGAGAAUAUAUCCGCGAAUGAUAUGAUCAUUGAAUACGUGGGCGAAAAGGUCAGGCAGCAAGUUGCAGACAUGAGAGAAAGACAGUACUUGAAGAGCGGAAUCGGCAGCAGUUACCUUUUCCGUAUCGACGAGAACACUGUUAUCGACGCCACAAAGCGAGGUGGGAUUGCGCGGUUUAUCAACCAUAGCUGUACCCCAAAUUGCACUGCCAAGAUAAUCAAAGUCGACGGUAGUAAGAGGAUCGUUAUAUAUGCUUUACGAGACAUUGAACGAGGCAAGCCAACCCGAUAUAUACAUUUCUGGGGGAAAUUACAGUGUGCUAACAAGUCAAUGAACAGACGAGGAGCUGACCUAUGACUAUAAGUUUGAAAGAGAGUGGGAUAGUGAUGAUAGGAUUCCUUGCCUUUGCGGCUCGACCGG